This is a messenger RNA of Sphenostylis stenocarpa, 207 nucleotides long. The record is from the annotation of a GenBank genome assembly. NCBI's taxonomy places the organism in Eukaryota, Viridiplantae, Streptophyta, Magnoliopsida, Fabales, Fabaceae.
AUGGUGGCUAGUUUUCUUACAAAUUUAGCCAGGCAGCCAAAAAAUGCCUUAAAAAAAGAUGAGAAUGAGGAUGAGAUCAACCAUGGCUCUUCGAUUUGCAUACAGAUGUUGGCUCACAGUCAAAGAAUUAAACUGCGGAUGAUGGAGCACGCGUUAACAGCUUCCUUACUUAGUGACAAACAUGCUACUUCUCUUUAUGCUGUCUAA